Molecule: messenger RNA, 510 nt
Organism: Oldenlandia corymbosa var. corymbosa
Lineage: Eukaryota; Viridiplantae; Streptophyta; Magnoliopsida; Gentianales; Rubiaceae
Source: the annotation of a GenBank genome assembly
AUGGCACGUGAGUGCUCGUCUCGUUCAAAGUUGGCAACAUUGGCGCAAGGGUUGUGCCAAGAAGAGGAGAGACGGGUCACUUGCAUGAAACGGCUAGACGCCGUGCAUGCUAAGGCCGAGACUCGUCAAGGCCGUCUUUACAUGGAGGCAUCGUUUGCAAACGGGUCUAGAUGGGGGCUGCUAGACAUGAGGCCCGACACGAAUUAUCUCACGGAAGAGGUAGCCCGUUCUCUUGGAGUCAAAUGGACACCUAGCAAAGGCCGUUUCAAGGGUGUGAAUGGCGAAUGGAUGGGUCUUUUGGGCGAAGCCAGGAACGUGCCUCUUAAAAUCGGCAAUUGGUCAGGUAAGGCUAAUUUCUCCGUUCCACCUAUGGAUGAUUACGGUCUUGUGUUUGGCAUGGAGCUUUUAGACCAGGUGAAGCCGAUCAUCGUGCCUAGUAAAGACACGAUGGUGAUCCUUCAAGGCGAGAAGCCUUGUGUGGUGAAGUUUAGGCGGGAAAACGAGAAUUAG